AUCUAUACUAUUAAAACAGGAACCCUUUUAUGAAUUUACCCCUACUCUUCCCUGGUAUAUUACUUUUUGUGCCAUCAAUUUUGCUUUGAAAUUUAGGUGUCUAGAAGGGUAAUACGGGAAAUAAAAAAAGACCACUAGAGAGUCCCAAAAAUCACGCAUCAUAUUAUUCUAUUCGAUAACAUUUAUAUUUUUCUUCUUUAAUGCUAUACUAAUCAAUUAAACUAAUAUUAUUCCUAUCAAAUUCACAUAAACUUCUCACAAUAUUAAUAUUUUUCACAACCAACGGAUGACCAAAUAACAUUAUUAUUUCCUUCUUUAAUGCUAUACAAAGUAAACCAAUAUUGUUUCUAUCUUCUGCUAACAAAAUAUAACAAUGCAGUAUUAUUUUAAUGUUACAUACAUUAAUGAAACUAACAUAAAGUUUGUCUAUCAGUUAUAUAUUUUAUCCUCCUCGAUUAUAAAUCCGAUUCAUACAAAAUAGAAGAACCUGCAAACUGAAAUUUAGUCCAUGUAUGAUUUGUUUUUAUUCUUCUGUUUUGGUAUGAAUACCUUUUUCUAUAGAAAACACCAAUCAAACAAGAUGAUUAACUUUUGUGAACAUAUCCAUCAGUGCUUACCUUACAUAUGAUGUGUGAUAUCUUAUACUACCUAACCAAACCCUAAAUCCUAUUUUUUCUGGACUCCAAAACCAAUAUAUCCAUCGAUGCUUAUCCUACAUAUUAGUUGAUAUACACCUCUAAAAUACAAAAAAAAAUGUUAUAAUCCGUGUAACAAUACAAUAUCCCUUUUCACAAAAAUUUUCAACUAAUCGAGAAGAAAAGUAUAUUCCAAAUUAAAUUCUAACAAAAUCAUAAACAGCCUACAUAAAAAGCGGACACCAUAACAACAUCAGUACCAAAUAACUAUUUUCACUUAGUUAGAUAAUAGGAUAUACCUUAUUAUCAUCGUAUCACAAUAUCUUCCCUCCUAACUAAUAUAAUCUACACAGAUUUUCGUUAUCAUUCUAUGAUUGAAAAUUAUACCAAAACAAUCCGAAUAUUCUUUUUUUCACUGUCAUUUCUAAGCUAUAUAUAAAAGCCGUAGUAUUUCAGUAAUCUUCUCAAACAAAAAAUUAUUUCCCCUCUUCGAAAAUGAGUAAAAUGCAGAAAAUUUCUUACCUUUCCCAGUUGAGAUCUUCCAGAACUGAUUGGUCUAUUCAACUGAAAGUAAUCCACACCUGGAAGCAAACAAACACUGCUUUUGGUGAAACCCUUGAAAUCAUUUUUGCUGAUAAGAAGGGUGAUAAGAUCGUUGCAACAUGUAAACAUUCCUAUAUGAAAAGUUUGGGGAGCAAAUGUGUUGUUGGUGAGUGGAAGAACAUUACUAACUUCGCUGUGACAGACGCCAAGGGUCAUUACCGACCAACAAAACACGCCAAAAAGAUUACCUUUAUCAAUUUCACCAAGAUUUCUGAGUGUGAUUACCACAACAAAGAUAUGUAUCUAUCUUUGAUGGAAUUUGAAACUGUUUUGAGUGGAAAAGCUAAUUCGGAUUUCUUGAUUGAUGUUAUUGGCCAAGCCUUGGAUGUUGGAGAGUUACAAAUUAUCCAACGUCAAAAUGGAGCGAGUUUGAAGAAGAUAGAAUUCACACUGCGGAACUUAAAUGAUGAGCGCCUUGCAUGUUGUCUUUGGGGUAAAUUUGCUGAAAUGAUGGAACCCUAUGGUGAAGAAUCACAAAUGGGUGUUGUUGUCUGUAUGAUCAGGUUUGCUAAGAUAGGAUCAUUUAAAGGAAUUCUCCAAAUUUCCAGUGCAUAUGAUACUUCAGAAGUUGUUAUAAAUCCAGCAAUACAAGAAGCAUAUGAUCUGAAAGAAGCGUUUAAAUUUGAAGAUUCAUCACUGUCUAUUGUUGAAUCAAACCAUGAUGAUCAUCAGUUGGCCAAAGCUGAUAACAAAAUGAAGGUUGACAAAUGGAAUGAGUAUGAAGAUAAGACCAUUGUCGAAAUGUUGAAAUCAACUCAGAUUGAAAAAUGCAAGAUUGUAGCUACAAUCUAUGCUGUUGAUACAGAUUAUGGGUGGUAUUAUUGGGGUUGUGAUGUUUGCAACCAUAGAACCUUCAGGGAUGGAGCAACUUUCUGGUGUGAGAAAUGCGACCGGAUUGUCACGAAUGUUUCACCAAAGUUUAAACUUCAUUUAAUGCUUAAAGAUGAUACCGGAUUAGCAAAAUUUCUGAUACUUGAUACUAUAGCAAACAUGAUCGUAAGGGAAAAGGCAACAAAGAUUCUUAACGGUUCUUUGGAUGAGAUCGAAGAUCCUGAAUUGUUGCCAACGUCAGUUAAGGAUAUUAUUGGUAAAACUUUCAAGUUUGGUGUUGGCAUUGAGAAAGAAAACAUUGCUUAUGGAGUAGAAUCUUACAAAGUUCUAAAAGUUUGGUCUAUGAACAAUUUUCUAACGGGACGUGAUACGUCAGAUACCACAUCAGCAAAGGAAACUACCUUGACCAUUGGUGAUGUGGGAUCUCAGAUGACUGAAGGGGAAGAAAGCUCAAGUUUAUUUAAUACACCUUCAUCAAAACGGUCACAAGAUGAACGAGAUGAUGUUCCCGAGCUUACUUCUACAUCAAAGAAGGUGUGUUUAAAAACUAUCAAGAUUGAAACGAUUUCAGAAGAGGAGAUUAAGAAUGACCGUUCCGAAGAGGAGAUUUAGAAGAACAAGAAGUACUAGCAAGCACAUGCGUCUUUAUUAAAGUUUUAUCUAUGUCUUCUUAAUAAUAGAUUUUCAAAAAUCUUUGCAUUUGUUAUGAAAUAAUAAAUUACCCUUGAAUUUUAUAUUUUGUUUCGGCCAAAGUAAAUAAACACCAAUAGAGCACCGAUUAUGUGCUCUACUGAAUAUUUGAAGUCAG
Messenger RNA from Eruca vesicaria subsp. sativa (arugula), 2877 nucleotides. The record is from the annotation of a GenBank genome assembly. Lineage: Eukaryota; Viridiplantae; Streptophyta; Magnoliopsida; Brassicales; Brassicaceae.